AUGUGCUGCUGCAACCCAGAGCACCGGCGCAAGACCAAGUGCUUCAAAGCCGAAGGCGAGACGCUCCUCACGGACGAUCGUGGACAGCUGUGGGAACAGCUGCCGCUCGAGGAGCAGGUAACGACGAAAUUCGUGUGCAGCGUCAGCGAUCGCACCUACAACAUGCAGGUUCUGAGCGGAGCUGCGAUCCAGGAAUCUCCCGAAUCGAUGCUCCAGGAACCACCUGGCGUCCAGGCGCCUGCGGUGAAUGAGGUCGGAUACACGCGGGCGCAGUCGCUUGAAGAGCCACUGAACCUACAG
Symbiodinium necroappetens is the source of this 300-nucleotide messenger RNA. Lineage: Eukaryota; Dinophyceae; Suessiales; Symbiodiniaceae. The record is from the annotation of a GenBank genome assembly.